Messenger RNA from Monopterus albus (swamp eel), 2256 nucleotides. It is a transcript of the gene rrp8, whose product is annotated as ribosomal RNA processing 8. Lineage: Eukaryota; Metazoa; Chordata; Actinopteri; Synbranchiformes; Synbranchidae. The transcript has 8 exons. The coding region runs from base 217 to 1911 and encodes 564 amino acids. Gene Ontology annotation, molecular function: methyltransferase activity. The record is from RefSeq and is a predicted model, not a curated record. Gene Ontology annotation, cellular component: rDNA heterochromatin; chromatin silencing complex; nucleolus. Gene Ontology annotation, biological process: cellular response to glucose starvation; rDNA heterochromatin formation; regulation of transcription by glucose.
GUCUCCGGUGCGGUUACGUCAUCUUUAUGCGCUUCUGUUUUGCUUCCCUCAAGCACGUGAUACAAACCAACGUGGCUUUUAUUUUUGACAUUUCGGUGGUUAUUAACAGUAGUUACACGUUAAUUAAACAAAACAUUUUAUGCAAACACCAUCAUCGACGAAACAAGCCGGCGAAGACAUUUUGUUACCACAGAGACAAACUGUAAUCGGGGAAACAUGUUUAAUGAAGAGGACGACUGGAAUGACGAAGACGCUCAAAUCCUGAGUAAAACCGUUCUCAAAAACAGCCACAACGCGAACGGCAGCGCAAAUGUUAAGUCCAAGGUUGUUGGAAAAAAGAGCCUGCUGCGGACCCUGCAGACCCUGGGAACAGUACCAGAGUGGAUGACUGACAACUGUCAGCGGGACAGUGACAGUGAGACAGAAGCAGCUCCAUCACACAGUAAGAAAAAGAAGAAGAGAAGGAAAAAGAAAAAACAUGCAGAGACAUCAGAGGAGAAGCAAGGGAACGGAGGCUUAGAUCAGAGUGUUGAGGAGAAACCUGUGACAAAGAAGAGGAAGAAAGACAAAUUUGGGGGCCCAAAAGCAAAAAUAAUGUCUGAAGGUGAUCCAAAGGAUAAAGAAAUUACACAGUCUACAACAGUGGAGGUAAAUAAGACAGAGAACACAAAGAAACUGAACAGAAAACAGUGGAAAAACAAAUUGAAGAGCAAGAGGAAAUGUAAAAAUAAAUACCGCCAGAAUAAACCUGAAGAUGAAGUAAAUAAAGCAGGGUCUGCACAUAAACAGGGGCCAGAAGAAGUCAAAACAGAUUCAUAUAGCAAGAACAACAAUAGUGAAAAAAGCACUCAGACAGCAGCCCAGAAAAAGGAGAAAGUGUGUAAAGCACAGAAAAAGAUAGUAACUGAAGAGGAUACUGACAUGACAGCAGCAACACAGACACAGAGGGAAACGAGGCAGUGGACUAAAAAAGAGACAAAAACAAAAGCUGGCCAAGUUAAAAAAGGUGCAAGUGAAUCUUCUACUGACAGGUCAAGACAGAAAGCAGGUGAACCUGAUGUGGUCUUCACAGGUGACCAGCAGCAGUUACCCACAAAAAGACUGAAACCUGAGCUGAGCAAAGAACAAAGUCUGAAAAGAGAGAAGCUGCGGAAAAUGCUUCACAGCCAGGAAACGGGCCAACAAGAGCGUCCUGAAAAGCGGAGCAAUGAGCCGGCAGUGCCAGAGGAAGUGGUGAAACAGGACCGCUCUGCUUCCUUCAGGUCCCGCAUGGAGCAGCGGCUGGAGUCGGCUCGCUUCCGCUACAUUAAUGAAGUUCUGUACAGCACGUCCAGCGGUGAGGCCAAGCGCAUGUUCAAGCAGGAUCCACAGGCUUUCUGGGUCUACCACAGGGGAUACACAGCGCAGGUUCAGAGGUGGCCCGCCAACCCUGUGGAUGCAGUCAUCUCUUACAUUCGACAAAAACCUUCCUCUCUAGUGGUUGCAGACUUCGGCUGUGGUGACUGUAAAAUAGCCCGAAGCGUGAAGAACAGGGUGCACAGCUUCGACCUGGCAGCUGCCUCUGAGCUUGUUACUGUCUGUGACAUGGCCAAUGUCCCGCUUAAGGACAGCUCUGUGGACAUUGUUGUGUUCUGCCUUUCACUGAUGGGGACCAACUUGGCAGACUUUAUAGCAGAGGCCAAUCGGGUUUUGAAGAUGGGGGGUGUCCUUAAAAUAGCAGAAGUGGCAAGUAGAUUCGAGAAUGUGCGGAGCUUCAUCACUGCACUAGGAAACCUUGGAUUUAAGGUGGUGUCCAAGGACACAGAGAACACACAUUUCUACUCCUUUGAGUUUGUGAAAACGACACAGUCUCCAGAAAAUGUAAAGAAAUUUGGACUGCAGCUGAAGCCCUGUGUGUACAAGAAAAGAUGAAGAUGCUAAAUGAUGUUUUUAAAGCAGCACAUUUUAAUUUGAAUGUAUUAUUUUGAUACAUUUUUGAAGCGUCUGUAAACCGUUUUCCACUAAUUAGUUGAAAUGUGUGGAUUAGAUGUGGCCUCCCUGGUGUUUUUGUAUGUGCCACCAGUAUCCAUGUAGAUCUGGGGUGUCUCCCACUUAGGGAGAAACCCCACUUAUUGAUUAGUUUCUCCUCUCUGGUUGGAGAUAUAAUCAGUAAAACAAAUAACCAUAUGUGGUGCACGGUUAAAGGUGAACCCUACUUGUAUGGUUGCAUGGACACAUCCUGGUAAUGUAGUCAGUUUUGUAAGAGGACAAGUCAUG